AUGUCGUUCGGCAAGGCAGACAUGAGCAAGGAGAGCGCGUACCAAGAACGCACGGACAUGCAGGCCAUAGGGUUCGCCACGCCACCGCCGCAGACCCAGCCGCUGCACCACCGCCAUCCCGGCCACGGUGAGCAGCAGCAGCAGCAGCUGGAGUGCUUCUCCGAUGAGGUGGACAGUCGUGGGACAGCCGAGAGGAAGGAGCCUGGGCCCGGUGCCAUCGUCACCACCCAGCUGGCUUCCGGCGGUGGCGGCGGCGACGGGUCGAGCAUCGAGCUGUCCAAGAAGCGGAGGGGCCGGCCGCCGGGGUCCAAGAACAAGCCGAAGCCGCCCGUGGUGAUCACGCGGGAGGCCGAGCCCGUCGCAGCGAUGCGGCCGCACGUGAUCGAGAUCCCCGGAGGCCGGGACGUCGCCGAGGCGCUGGCCCGCUUCGCAACCCGCCGCGGCCUCGGGAUCUGCGUGCUCGCCGGCACGGGCGCCGUUGCCAACGUCUCGCUCCGCCACCCCUGCCCGGCAGCCCCCGGUGCCGCCCCGUCCGUCGUCGUCUUCCAGGGCCGGUUCGAGAUCCUCUCCAUCUCCGCCACGUUCUUGCCCCCGGCCGUCGCCGCCGUGGCGCCACAGGCCGCGGCCGCCGCUUCCGGGCUCUCCAUCUCGCUCGCCGGCCCGCAUGGCCAGAUCGUCGGGGGCGCCGUCGUAGGCCCGCUCUACGCCGCGACCAGCGUAGUCGUCGUCGCCGCGGCCUUCACCAACCCCACUUUCCACCGCCUCCCCGCCGACGACGACGCGUCGGUGUCCCUCUCCGUGUCGCUCUCCGGCAGCGCCGACGCGGCCGACGAACACCGCGGCCAUCAGCACCAAUCAGAGCCGCAAGGACAGCAGCAGCAGCAGCAGCAUCCCCUACGGCGGCAGCCACCGCACCUGGCCGCGCCGGCCGCCACUUCGGCAGCACAGCCGGUGGAACCUUGCGGCGUGCCCAUGUACGCCCGCCACCCGCAGCCCCAAGAAGUGAUGUGGCCGCCGGCUCCUCGAGCGCCGCACCAACAACCGCCGCCGCCACCGUACUGA
Lolium rigidum is the source of this 1062-nucleotide messenger RNA. RefSeq names its product AT-hook motif nuclear-localized protein 17-like. The transcript has a single exon. Lineage: Eukaryota; Viridiplantae; Streptophyta; Magnoliopsida; Poales; Poaceae. Bases 1 to 1062 code for a protein of 353 amino acids. The record is from RefSeq and is a predicted model, not a curated record. Gene Ontology annotation, molecular function: DNA-binding transcription factor activity; minor groove of adenine-thymine-rich DNA binding. Gene Ontology annotation, cellular component: nucleus.